Molecule: messenger RNA, 979 nt
Organism: Acanthochromis polyacanthus (spiny chromis)
Lineage: Eukaryota; Metazoa; Chordata; Actinopteri; Pomacentridae
Gene: nms
Product: neuromedin S
Exons: 7
Coding region: 115-480 (121 amino acids)
Source: RefSeq, a predicted model, not a curated record
CGGCCAGAGGGCACCGAUCAGAUCACACAGUCGCCAGGAGCUGAAGCGACCAGAGCGGAUCUGUCCUCUCCAAAAAGCGCGCAAACCAGAGGAGCGAGGAAACACUGUGGAGACAUGACGGUGCCAACUGUGCGACAACUUUUUCUUUUAUGUCUAUUGGGGUUUUUUGGAUGUUGGAGCACAACAGAUGCCAGUCCUUAUGAUCAGUGGGAAGAUGCCAUGGCGUUACGAAAGGUGCGAGGCGUCCAAAACGAUGAUUUGAGUGGCGUGUUGUGGAGAGACCAGAACGAGGAGCAAGUCCAGAAUGUUUUCAAAAGAUUCUUAUUUCAUUACUCCAAAGCUCGCAACUCUGUCGGAGCCGUACAGCAAGAGUCUCACUCAGUUCACCCUCUGAUGCGACUUUCACCAAAACUCUCACAGAGGAGAAAGAAGAAGGUGGUGCUUUUGAAGAUUCGAAGUCUGCCGGAGGGGCUGUUGUAAAAGAAAAACCUGAAAAAAAUAAAACAGAGAAAACUACACCCAGCAGAAGAAGAGAAGCUGGGAGCUCUGCCUCUGGACGUCACCAUCAACAUCAAGUGACUGAGUAACGCACAGGCGUCUGCGACACGACUCUCCAGAUUUGUUAACAGAAAAUAAAUUAUUGUAUCGAUGGAAAAAAAAACAAAAAACUACACUGCACUGCCAUGGCUGCCACGUGUCUUGUUGCUUCCAAAUGUCACUGAACUGUUUCUGAGCACAAAUUUGGCAUGUUGCACUGUUACACAAGAUGUGUGUCACAAGACAUCAAAAAACACUCAAAAUAAUCAUUUUUAUAAUCAGCAGUGACACACACCUCCAACACAAAUUUUUAAGAAAGAGAAAAUUGGCACCAGUCACUGUGGCAAAGAGGCGAACUCACAUUUAAUUCAACACAAUUAAAUGUACAUGUACAUUUUGUGACAUAAUUCUCAGAAAACAUAAUAAAAAACAUUCAAAUUUG